Anolis sagrei ordinatus is the source of this 3999-nucleotide messenger RNA. It is a transcript of the gene USP25, whose product is annotated as ubiquitin specific peptidase 25. NCBI's taxonomy places the organism in Eukaryota, Metazoa, Chordata, Lepidosauria, Squamata, Anolidae. Gene Ontology annotation, biological process: regulation of proteasomal protein catabolic process; protein deubiquitination; proteasome-mediated ubiquitin-dependent protein catabolic process. The record is from RefSeq and is a predicted model, not a curated record. Gene Ontology annotation, molecular function: proteasome binding; protein binding; cysteine-type deubiquitinase activity.
GCCCGAGCAAGAUGCCAGCGCCGGGCAGGUUUGGUUGAGGCGGGCGCUGCCGCCGCCGCCUUCACCCGCCACUAAGCGAGCGCCCUCUGCCUCCUCCUCCUCCUCCCGCCACGGCUGCGCUUGGCUCCCGCAGCAGAGGCCUCGGCCGCCUCCUCGGGCUCCCGCUCUUCCCCCUUUCGCCCAGCGCCGUCUCCAGCCAUGACGGUGGAGCAGAACGUGCUGCAGCAGCAGAGCAACGCCCAGAAGCACCAGCAAACACUUCUGAAUCAGCUGAGAGAGAUCACUGGCAUCAAUGACACCCAAGUACUACAGCAAGCCUUGAAGGAUAGCAAUGGGAGUUUGGAAUUAGCUGUAGCUUUCCUCACUGCAAAGAAUGCUAAGAUACCUCAACAAGAAGAGACAACGUACUAUCAGACAGCACUUCCUGGCAAUGACAGAUACAUCAGUGUAGGAAGCCAGGCAGAUACAAAUGUGAUUGAUCUCACAGGGGAUGAUAAAGAUGAUCUUCAGAGGGCAAUUGCCCUCAGUUUGGAAGAAUCAAACAGGGCCUUCAGGGAGACGGGGAUAACAGAUGAAGAACAAGCCAUUAGCAGAGUUUUAGAAGCCAGCAUAGCAGAAAACAAGGCAAGCCUGAAAAGGACACAUCCAGAAGUAUGGAGUGAUUCUCCAAAUCCGUAUGAUAGAAAACGUCAAGAUAAUUGCCCAGUGGGAUUAAAAAAUGUUGGCAACACAUGCUGGUUUAGUGCAGUUAUACAGUCGUUAUUUAAUCUUCUAGAAUUCCGAAGGCUAGUUUUGAAUUAUAGUCCACCUGCAAGUGCUCAAGAUCUUCCCCGAAACCAAAAGGAACAUAGAAAUUUGCCUUUUAUGCGUGAAUUAAGAUAUCUAUUUGCACUUCUUGCUGGCUCAAAAAGAAAAUACGUUGAUCCAUCAAGGGCUGUUGAAAUCCUUAAAGAUGCAUUCAAAUCGAAUGAUUCCCAACAGCAAGAUGUCAGUGAGUUCACACAUAAGUUAUUAGACUGGUUAGAAGAUGCCUUCCAAAUAAAAGCUGAAGAGGAACAAGAUGGAGAGAAGCCAAAGAACCCGAUGGUAGAAUUGUUUUACGGGCGGUUUCUAGCAGUUGGAGUUCUUGAAGGGAAGAAAUUUGAAAAUGCAGAAAUGUUUGGCCAGUACCCACUUCAAGUGAAUGGCUUCAAAGAUCUGCAUGAGUGCCUAGAAGCUGCCAUGGUCGAAGGGGAAAUUGAAUCCUUACACUCAGAAAAUUCUGGGAAGUCUGGCCAGGAGCACUGGUUUACUGAACUUCCUCCUGUCUUAACCUUUGAGCUCUCAAGAUUUGAAUUCAAUCAGGCUUUGGGGAGGCCAGAAAAGAUACACAACAAGUUAGAAUUCCCUCAGAUUUUAUACCUGGACAGAUAUAUGCACAAAAACAGAGAAAUAACACGAAUAAAGAGGGAUGAAAUCAAAAGACUCAAAGAAUACCUCACAGUAUUACAGCAGAGAUUAGAACGGUAUUUAAGCUAUGGUUCUGGUCCUAAACGGUUCCCUUUGGUAGAUGUCUUACAGUAUGCACUGGAAUUCGCAUCAAGUAAGCCAGUGUGUAAGUCUCCUAUUGAGGAUCUUAAUACUAGUGCUCUUCCUAGUGGUGCUUUGUCAACACAGACAAUGCCAAGCACAACAGAACAACAGGGGCCUUCUACGGAAAUACAAAGCACAUCACCUGCACAACGAUCAGUAAUUCACAAGCCCUUCACGCAGUCUCGGAUUCCUCCAGACCUGCCAAUGCAUCCAGCUCCAAGACACAUAACAGAAGAAGAGCUUUCAGUGCUGGAGGGCUGUUUGCAUCGUUGGAGGACAGAAGUAGAAAACGACACUAGAGACUUGCAAGAAAGCAUAGCAAGAAUACAGCGUACAAUUGAACUAAUGUAUUCUGACAAAUCAAUGGUGCAGGUUCCUUAUCGGUUACAUGCUGUAUUAGUUCACGAAGGCCAGGCGAAUGCAGGACAUUAUUGGGCAUAUAUUUAUGACAGCUACCAAAGGAGGUGGAUGAAAUACAAUGAUAUAUCUGUGACCAAGUCUACUUGGGAAGAGCUUGAACGGGACUCUUUUGGUGGUUACCGGAAUGCAAGUGCUUACUGUUUAAUGUAUAUCAAUGAUAAGGAACCUUUUUUGAUACAAGAAGAAUUCAGCAAGGAAACAGGUCAAAUGGUUGUUGGAAUCGAUACGUUGCCUCCUGAUUUAAGAGAUUAUGUCAGAGAAGACAAUAAACGUUUUGAAAAAGAGUUAGAAGAAUGGGAUGCCCAGAUUGCACUGAAAGCACAAGAAGAAAAAGCAUUAAUAUCCCAAGCAGCCAGGGUGCCUGUGCCUUUCACUGCUCGAGGAGAAGAGCCAGAAUACUUGGAGCAACCUUCAAGGACUGAUGUUUCAAAGCAGCUGAAAGAAGAUUCUAUACGAGCCAUCACAAAAGCAUUUACUGAACAAGAAGAUAAAAAUCCUGAAACAGUUAUGAAUGUGAAAUCUGAUAGCACCCAAGUUCCAACUGCUCCUAACCAGAAAGUUGUAGAGGUGGCGAUUCCUGAUGUAGGGACUUAUGUGAUUCAGUCAGAGCAGGGAGGUUAUGAUGAUGAGGUCAUGCUGACCCCGAACAUGCAAGGUGUUAUCAUGGCUAUAGGUAAAGCCACGAAUGUGUAUGACAAAUGUGGGCCCGAAGCAGGGUUCUUUCAGGCAAUAAAAUCAGAAUAUGCACGGUUACUCAAAUUGGCUCAAGAAGACACGCCACCAGAGUGUGAUUACCGCUUGCAUCAUGCAAUUGUGUACUUCAUUCAAAAUCAAGCCCCAAAGAAAAUAAUUGAGAGAACACUGUUGGAGCAAUUUGCAGAUCAUAAUUUAAGUUUUGAUGAAAGGUGUCGCAAUAUAAUGAAAGUGGCUCAAGCCAAAAUUGGAAUGAUAAAACCAGGUGAAGUCAACAUGGAGGAUUAUGAGUGGUGGCACCAAGAGUACAAAAAUUUCAGAGAGACGACGGUAUAUCUCAUGCUGGGAUUGGAACUCUUUCAAAAGAAGAAUUUUCAAGAAGCCUUGCUGUACCUCAUCUUUGCUUAUCAUAAAAACAAAGAGCUGUCAUCAAGAGGCUUGUAUAGAGGACAUGAUGAAGAACUGAUAUCCCACUACAGAAGGGAGUGCUUACUAAAGUUAAAUGAGUGUGCUGCCGCACAGUUUGAAUCUGGAGACGACGAUGAAGUAAAUAAGGGUCUAGAAAUUAUGAAUGAACUUAUUGUCCCAUGUCUGCCUUUAUUGUUGGUGGAUGAAACAGAGGAAAAGGAUGUUGUUGCUGUUGAAGAUAUGAGAAAUCGAUGGUGCUCAUAUCUUGGACAAGAAAUGGAGCCUAACUUGCAAGAAAAGCUGACAGACUUCCUGCCAAAAUUGUUAGAUUGUUCAACAGAAAUUAAAGGUUUCCACGACCCACCAAAGUUACCUUCUUAUUCCACCCAUGAACUGUGCGAGCGAUUUGCCCGAAUCAUGUUAUCACUCAGUCGAACUCCAGCUGAUGGAAGAUAAACUCUAAAGACCUUCCUUAAGCACACUGUAUAAACUUUUUUUUAGUUCUUUAACCCUCGCCUUCCUGUCACAGGGUUUGCUUGUUGCUGCUAUAGUUUUUAACUCUCAUUUUAAUAACUGCAAGAGAAGAAAAGGGGACUUUUACUGACACUAGCCAGACUGCAGGCAAUAAAGCUGAGAAUCGCAUGGCACUCAGUUUUUGUUAUCAGCCACAACUCAUGCACCAUUACACGUCUGAUUUUAUUAUGGCAAACCUGCUUUUUUGCCACUUACAUGUUACAGUAUUACUUUGCUUUUAUCUUAAAAUCCUUUUACUUCAUCAUCAACCACUUUUUCUUCAGUCUGGGACAUUCUGUGACUGCAUCAAUUUUAAAGUGACCAGUGUAAAAUACAUGGUACCUGGUAGCUUGUAAAUUACAUCAAAGAAUAAAAAAGUUUUAUUUAUGGCUA